AUGAAGUGCCAUCAGGAGGACCUGUGCCAGGCCUGGACGUGGAUAGAGGACGCCGGCCUGGACGGCGACGUCCCGAGCCAGUGCCUCAUGCUGGGCAUGGCCGUCCAGAAGAAGGAGUACAGGAAGGGCGAGGUGUCGGGAAUCCUGCUCGGGCGGGCGAUGAUGCUGCUGCCCCCAGAGGGCGGCGGCGGCGGCGGCGGCGCCAAGGCCGUCGGCGCCCGCGGAGAGAGCGGCAAGGCAGACGAGCACAGCCCCAACUACAACGGCCACUGCCAGGAGGCCACCCCCUGCAUCUCGGGCCAGUUCUUCUGCAUGGAGGGGCUGAGCAGGGGGUCCUGCUCGCCACUGAAGGCGGCCAAGUUCUACGACGGCGACCACGGCUGCGAGCUCUUCUGCGGCGUGGGCGGCUCGGCCUCGCCGGGCGAGGGCCCCGAGGCCGCCGCGCUGCCCGUGCGCGGCGGCGGCUCGGCGGCGCUGCUGCAGGCGAUCUGUUACACGCCCGUGCCCGUGAAGGAGCCGCUGUUGGCCCCGGGUGCGUCCCUCGACUGGGCCGACUUCGCCACCGCCAACACGUCCGCGCUCUGGUCCCAGCAGGUGCGAGGGGACCUCGCCAUCAUGCGGGCGCUCGGUGCGAACGUGGUCCGUGUGCGCGGCGCGGAUGGAGCGGCGAACCACCGGCCCUUCCUCGACGAAGCGACUGCGCAGGGGCUCGGGGUCAUCACGGAGUUCGGCGAGUUCCCCUACGUCCAGCUGAAGUACAGCUGCCUUCGCACCAACAUGGACUGCUUCGCGCAGGCCAAGAGCCUGCACGCGGCGCACCUGAACUCCGGGCUUCUGUCGCCCGGAGGCGGGAGUUACCACUCCGCGGUGCACACGGUGGUGCUGAUGGUCGAUCCAGACACCCGCGUCCAGGCGGUGUUGUCCGAGGGCCCAGGCGGCGCCGACGAGCUCAAGGGCCUCUUCAUCAAGGCGAUUGUGAGUGCCCUGGACGGCCUGCUGGAGGCCGAGGCGUCCCUGAAAGUGGGGGGCGCGCUGCCGAACGUGACAGUGUCCUUCUCCUUCGCGACCUGCGAGGUCUGCAAGCACCUGGGGGACAAGCCGGCCCUGGGCCAGAUGGCCGAGCUGCGGGAGGCGGUGCAGAGGCCAGAGGACUACGGGUACGCGCCGAGGAACGACCUGUGGGCGGCCUACCAGUCCCGGUUCGUCAACAGCGUCAGACCUCUCAGCGGACGACUUCAGAGAGUACUUCAUGGACACCUACGACCAGCACUUCCAGGACACCCCGGUGUUCAUCAGCGAGUACCGCGCGAACGGCCUCUUGGCCGACAGCGCGGACGCGCUGAGGCAGAUGGUCGACGUGGCCAGGGGGAACGCGAGCAUGCUCCUGGGCCUGGCCCUCCCAGAGUUCCAGGCCCGCAAGGACCGUGGCGAGGGCGCGCAGGCCGCCGGCAUCUUCGAGCUCGGCGACAAAGCCCUCGCCAAGUUCACCCUCGGGAUCAGCACGUACGUCGCGUGGUGCCUCGAGCCCACCUGCGACCCCGAGGCCGGCGUCUGCCUGCCGCGGGCCGUGGCGGACGCGUUCGGCGGCCAGGGCCUCACGGGCUCCGAGGUCGGCGUCUGCCCCCAGACGUCCACCAGCACCACCACCACGCAGACGACCUCGACGGUGACGACCUCCACCAGGACGACCAGCACGUCCACCAAGACGAUGACCAGCACGAAGACGACGACCUCCUUCACGACGACCACGAGGACCACGACGACCUCAGAGCCCUCCGGAGAGAUGCGCGGGUUCCUGUCCUUCGUCUCGGCGGCCAUCACGCAGACGCAGGCCCAGACCGCCGUGAGGGCGUCCCUGGCGCUCUGGUACAACGUCCCCGAGGAGCAGCUCACGACGGUUAA
Messenger RNA from Prorocentrum cordatum, 1902 nucleotides. The record is from the annotation of a GenBank genome assembly. NCBI's taxonomy places the organism in Eukaryota, Dinophyceae, Prorocentrales, Prorocentraceae.